Molecule: messenger RNA, 2349 nt
Organism: Symbiodinium necroappetens
Lineage: Eukaryota; Dinophyceae; Suessiales; Symbiodiniaceae
Source: the annotation of a GenBank genome assembly
CAGGGCAAGGGCAGCGGCGCUAUGGACGCCCCGCAGUCCACUGCCGCGCCGGAGGUCGUCAGGGACAAUUACAUCCCCAUCUUCGACGGCCAGCCGGCAAGCUAUCGGGAGUACCGAAUGCGGGUCAACCUGUACUAUAAGAAGAUGGCCCUCACCAACAAGAAGACGGAGGCCACGAUUAACUUGUUGACCAGCCUUGCUGGACCUGUCUGGAAGCAAGUGGAGCACCUGGCUGAUUCGGCCCCGGACCAGGAGGACGGCUUCGAGGCGAUCCUUAAGGAACUGGACCGGGCCUUUGAAAAGUUCUUCUACGGGCUAUCUCGACCAGCCGGCCAGACACUCAUCCACUAUUGCUCCAGCCACCGUGAAGCCGCCCGAGAGUUGGAGAAGCACGACGUGAAGUUGCCUGAUGCGGUGGGCGGCUGGCUUUUGCUGCGCCGAGCCUCGCUCUCGCAGGAGCAGCGACAGCUGGUCCUGAGCCAGCUGGACAACAAGAAGCUCAGUGUGGCGGCUGUGGAGCAGUCGCUUUUCUACUUGUUUGGCCAAGACUAUAAGGGCUCAAGGACCGAAUCCCAUCGACCAACUGGCCGAGGACGCGGCUACAGCCACACCUACCGCUGGCAACCAUCGAGGACCCAAUACGCCUACUCCGCUGAGGAUGAAGAAGCCCCCGACUACCCAGAGCCGGAGUAUGCCGACGAGGCGGACUACGGCUAUUACGAAGACGACCCCAAAGGCUAUGACGAGACAGAGGAGCACGAGGCCCCUACAGAGGACUUUGCCGAGACCACCUACUACGGCCUGGAUGAUGAUGACGAGGAAACCGAAGAGGCCUAUGCUGCCUACCUCGACGCCCGGCGACGCCUAGCCGAGGUGAAGGCAUCCCGGGGAUACUACCCCGUGGUGGCUGUGGUGGACCAGUCAGGUCCUGGAUCACAAUUGCCAAUCGCAGCCACGCCGGGACCCUCGAAAGGCAAAGCUGGAAAAGGCCGAGGCGGCAAGACAAAGUCGAAGGGAGGACCGAAGGGACAGUCCCAACGCCCACCAGUCCCCCCUACAAAAGGGAGAGCCCGUGCUGAUGCCACCCGGUGCCUACGAUGCGGCCAACUUGGCCAUUGGGCAGCGCAGUGCCCGCGACCUCCUCCGGCGAAUCCGACUUCCCCCGGCGGCUCGCCCACCAAGCGGCAGAAGGGCGAGGCUAUGAUGGCGGGAAGCCGGAGCGACUUGCGAGCUGCUACGGUCGGCCGUGUUGUGGGAUUGCAAGAUGGAGGAAUCCACGGCCGCAUCCAGUGUUUCCUGGUGUCUGGCGAGAUGCCUGUGCUCAUCGGGCGCCCCAUCCUCAAAGCCCUCAAGGUCAAGAUGGACUAUGACCACGACAAGGUCUCCAUCAUGGGCGAGCCUUGGACUGAGGCGCUUGUUGGACCCAAGGGCGAGUACCUUCUCGCCUUGGAUGAUGGCCUCAGCCCGGACACCCUGGACACGGAGUACGCCUUCGACUAUGUUACGGACGACUGUGUGGACAACUUCGUCAACCAGACCACCCUCCUCGACAUGGACACCUACCUCCGCGAGACAGGGAGAACCGGACCUGCGUUCCUAGAUGAAGGCACCAUGGCCGCUACACUUGUGGACACCCAGGAGCAGGAGAGCAACGUCUACCCGCAGACCUCAGCCAGCGGCCUUGCUCCAGCGGUGGAGUGCGCCCUUCCUCCCAACAUCUGGAAAAGCAUCGGCUAUGGCAUAAACCGGUGCCGGAACCAGCUGGACCACAUCUUGGAAGCGGCCUACCGCGCCGCAGAGACCACCCACGCUAUGUUCUGGGAGGUCUACAGCGGGUCUGGGAAUCUCGCUGCCGCCAUGGCUGCUCGAGGCUUUCAGGUGCGGACCUUUGAUUUGCCAGACUGGGAUUUCGAGAAGCCCCGCUGCUGCAGGGAGUUCAUGGAGCUCCUGGAUGCUGAGAUGCCACACGUGGUGUGGCUGGCCCCGCCGUGUACACCAUGGUCCCCGCUCCAGAACAUGAACGUCCGCACCGACCAGGACCACGAGCUGCUUGAGGCCACCCGGGACUAUCACCACCAUACGCACCUCAAGUUCACUCGCAGGGUGUUUCUUCGCAUGUCCCAGUAUGGUAUUGUGGUGCUGGAGCACCCGCUCAGCUCCAGAGCCUGGACUACACCCGCCUUCCACGACCUUGGGCUUCCUGUUCAUGUGGACCAGUGCGCGCUUGGGGCCACCCUUCCCAAUCUCCAUGGCAUAGACACGCCGAUCAAGAAGGCCACCAAGCUCGUCACCAACUACCGUCUCCUCACCGAGACGCUAGGGGCCUACAGGUGCCCCACCAGGCGCUGA